Molecule: messenger RNA, 673 nt
Organism: Chironomus riparius
Lineage: Eukaryota; Metazoa; Arthropoda; Insecta; Diptera; Chironomidae
Source: the annotation of a GenBank genome assembly
UUCGUCUGUUUUUUGUGUGAUUUGAUUUGUGAAUUAAUUAAGCUUUCCAAUUCUAUUAAUAAGAAGAAAGUUUUAGAUGUAUGUCUAUUGAAAUCUUAUUCAUGACACAAGCAGUAAUCAUGGAAUCAGCGGAACGUGAAGAUGUAAUUCAAAGAAUAGACGUAGAUCAAAUUGAUGCAGCUCCUAUUGCAAUUUUAGAUAAUGAAGCUCGGUUAGGAAAACGUCGAAAUAAAAGUGCCGAGAAGGCACAAGACAAAUAUAAGCAUAAGAAAGCAAUGGCUCAAGGAAUGCUUGAUCUAGCUCUGCUAUCAUCUAAUGCGCAUCAACUUCGUCUCAUUUUAGAGUAUAAGGAAAGAAACAAUUACUUUUAUGUCAGUAUCGCAUGUAUUUCCUUAAGUAUAAUUCUUCAAGUAAUCGUUGCUGUAGCUUUUAUCCUUAAGUUCAAAGUGCUUAAGAGAUAUUAUUAUGGUGAAGCAAUGGAUGAAGAAACUCAACAGAAAAAUUUUGAGAGGAAAGCACGGUUUGAUAACUUUAUAUCAUUAGGAAUUCUGUUCAUUACAAUUAUCAAUGUUUUCAUGUCAGCUUUUGGAUCUGCCCAAACCUAAUCUGUACCAUAAUGGUACAAUAGUAAAUUUCAUUAUUUGUAUUGUAUAAUAAAGUUUGCUGUUAAAGU